This is a messenger RNA of Trichechus manatus latirostris (Florida manatee), 2817 nucleotides long. RefSeq names its product G protein-coupled receptor kinase 5. Gene Ontology annotation, biological process: regulation of signal transduction; protein phosphorylation; signal transduction. Gene Ontology annotation, cellular component: cytoplasm. Bases 1224 to 2324 code for a protein of 366 amino acids. NCBI's taxonomy places the organism in Eukaryota, Metazoa, Chordata, Mammalia, Sirenia, Trichechidae. The record is from RefSeq and is a predicted model, not a curated record. The transcript is spliced from 9 exons. Gene Ontology annotation, molecular function: G protein-coupled receptor kinase activity; ATP binding.
GUUUGGUUUUAAGAAGACUUCAGAGGAUAUUUUUGGUUUAAGGUUUAAAGAUUAUCUCAGGGCAGUAGGCUUGGAGGUUCAUUCAGACUUCAUGGCUCCAGUAAGUCUGGAGUCCAUGAGAAUUUGAAAUUCUGUUCUGUAUUUCCCCCCUUUUGAUAAGGAUUCUUCUAUAGAAUUUUUUAUCAAAAUGUUCAGUAAUGGUAGCCGGGCACCAUCUAGUUCUUCUGAUCUCAUGGCAAAGGAGGCAGUUGUUCAUGGAGACAACUAGCCAAACGUUCCAUUUCCUCAUCCUAUUCUUGACUCUCCUUCUUCCUCUGUUGCUCCAGGCAAAUACAAGUGGAUGACUUUAAGGAAAAGAAAUUUAUUUUCUCACAUUUCUGAAGAUUAGAAGUCCAAAUCAGAGUCUCUGCCUUGUGAAUUCCUUCCUUGUCGGUAGUCCCACAUAUUCCUUGGUUCCUGGCUUGUAGACAGUACUCACUGGCAUCUGUCUCCCCACAUGUGUGCAGGCCUCUCCAUCUAAUCUGCUCUUUUUAUAGCUCAGAAGUGAUUAGAUUUAGAACUCACUAUACUCAGCUAUGAUCAAAUUAACAUAACAGAAAAAACCCUAUUUCCAAACAGGAUUAUUUCCACAAGGGUAGAGGUUAGGAUUCCCACACAUAUUUUGAGGGUACACAGUUUAAUCCAUAACAGCCAGUAUGCCUGGCUCCCAUCCCCCAGGGAAGUGGAAUGCUAAUGAGAGGGUACGCUACAGGAAGCCAACUGGACAUUCCCUCCAUGGGAAGGCACUUCGUGGUCAAUUCAGGCUGACUUUGUCCUAUCACUAAAGCUGGCCAGUGCCUGGCUCCCUCUGUGUGGGAAACCGAGGCCUCUGUUCUCCAGGACCACCUUGUAAACUCCUCCGUGGACAAAACAAGCCUGCCCUGGGCCCAGCCAAGGGGCUCUGGUUUCCCUAGACCCCUCUAAGCUGAUUUCAUCAUGGUGGAGAUGUAAGUAUGAGUGUCCUAGUGAGGUGCCAUUUUGUUUACAUAUGUUGUGUUAGUCCAGGCAAGGCUCUGCUGCAGUAACAAAUUAACCCCAAAAUCUCAGUAGCAGAAUACAACAAAGGCCUUUCCCCAGGCCACUUCCACUCAUCCCUGCAGUGAGGAGCCCCCACCCACCUGAGGGCACCUGGGGCCUGCUUCUCUUGACCAACCAACAAGGCAACGUACGGUUUUAACCUGCUGAUGACGUACAUGUUUUCGUGGUGCAAAAAGUCAGACAUCAUCCUGCUAGAGUCACUGAAAGCGCAGGUCAACCUGGCCUACGCCUACGAGACCAAGGACGCGCUGUGCUUGGUUCUGACCAUCAUGAAUGGGGGUGACCUAAAGUUUCACAUCUACAACAUGGGCAACCCUGGCUUCGAGGAGGAGCGUGCCUUGUUUUACGCGGCAGAGAUCCUGUGCGGCUUGGAAGACCUCCACCGGGAGAACACCGUCUACAGAGAUCUGAAGCCUGAAAACAUCCUGUUAGAUGAUUUCGGCCACAUUCGGAUCUCGGACCUGGGCCUGGCUGUGAAGAUCCCCGAGGGAGACCUGAUCCGCGGCCGGGUGGGCACUGUUGGCUACAUGGCUCCAGAGGUCCUGAACAACCAGAGGUACGGCCUGAGCCCUGACUUCUGGGGCCUGGGCUGCCUCAUCUACGAGAUGAUCGAGGGCCAGUCACCCUUCCGCGGCCGCAAGGAGAAGGUGAAGCGGGAGGAGGUGGACCGCCGAGUCCUGGAGACUGAGGAAGCCUACUCCCACAAGUUCUCUGAGGAGGCCAAGUCCAUCUGCAAGAUGCUGCUCACCAAGGACGCAAAGCAGAGGCUGGGCUGCCAGGAGGAGGGGGCUGUGGAAGUCAAGAGGCACCCCUUCUUCAGGAACAUGAAUUUCAAGCGCUUAGAAGCCGGCAUGUUGGACCCUCCCUUCGUUCCAGAUCCCCGAGCCGUGUACUGUAAGGACGUGCUGGACAUCGAGCAGUUCUCCACUGUGAAAGGUGUCAACCUGGACCACACAGACGAUGACUUCUACUCCAAGUUCUCCACAGGCUCCGUGUCCAUCCCCUGGCAAAACGAGAUGAUAGAAACCGAAUGCUUCAAGGAGUUGAAUGUGUUUGGACCUAACGGUACCCUCUCGCCGGACCUGAACAGAAGCCACCCUCCGGAGCCACCAAAGAAAGGGUUGCUCCAGAGAAUCUUCAAACGGCAGCAUCAGAACAACUCCAAGAGCACGCCCAACUCCAAGACCAGUUUCAACCACCACAUAAAUUCAAACCAUGUCAGUUCAAACUCCACCGGAAGCAGCUAGUUUCAACUGUUCUCAGUGGAACCAGCCAAAACCCUUCCACUCAGACGCAGAACUGGUGACAAGUGGCACUUAUGCUCUGGCCGGGUGGUUGGGGAGCCCCGCCAGAAGCUGGGGAAGGAGGCGGCCACCACCUCGAAGUAGAGCCUCAAGGUUUCUCAAAGAAAUUUCCACUCAGGUCUGUUCUCAGAGGUGGCCCUCCAGCCGGGGUGGAUUGGAUUUGUCUUUGUCGAACAUCGCAAUAGAAAUCCAACUGGCUGUGACAACUUGCACGUAUUUUAAUAGCGUCAUAACUAGAACUGAAUUUUGUCUUUAUUAUUUUUAAAGAAAAGUUUUGUAAAUUUCUCUAUUGUCUCAGUUUACAUUUUGUAUAUUUGUAUUUAAAUGGAAGUCAGACUUUGAGGGUGUAUAUUUUCUGUGCAGCCACUGUUAAGCCAUGUGUUUUAAGACAUUUUAGGGGUGGGGAGGGAUUUACAAAAAAAAAAAAAAACACACA